Molecule: messenger RNA, 3050 nt
Organism: Nanorana parkeri
Lineage: Eukaryota; Metazoa; Chordata; Amphibia; Anura; Dicroglossidae
Gene: NUMBL
Product: NUMB like, endocytic adaptor protein
Exons: 10
Coding region: 212-2032 (606 amino acids)
Source: RefSeq, a predicted model, not a curated record
GAGAAGGAGGAUGUAGGGAUAUGGUCUCCCGAGAUCCUUGGAUACUGCAGGUCACCUUUCUUUACAUCCAUCAUAAUCCGUGAAUCUUCUAACCAUUGCGCUGUCCUAUCUCUGCGCGAUCGGAGGAGGAGUAGGGCACAGACAUUUGGCUGUUGGAUGCCCACAUCGGACGACUCUGCCGCUACCACCCGCACACCUGGCAACUCCUGAGAUGAACAAGUUGCGGCAGAGCCUGAGGAGGAAAAAACCAACGUAUGUUCCAGAGGCCAGCCGUCCGCACCAGUGGGGGGCAGACGAGGAGGCUGUGAGGAGGGGGAAAUGCAGUUUUCCUGUCAGGUACCUCGGGCACGUGGUGGUGGAGGAGUCGCGAGGCAUGCAUGUAUGCGAGGAUGCUGUCAAGAAGCUCAAAUUGCUUGGAAAGAAGUCUGUGAAAGCUAUUCUGUGGGUCUCUGCUGAUGGCUUGCGGGUGGUGGAUGAUAAGACAAAGGACCUCAUUUUGGAUCAGACCAUAGAGAAAGUUUCAUUCUGCGCCCCUGACCGCAAUUUUGACAAGGCAUUUUCAUAUAUCUGCCGGGAUGGCACAACGCGACGCUGGAUCUGUCACUGCUUUAUGGCCCUGAAAGAUUCUGGGGAGCGCCUGAGUCACGCUGUUGGCUGUGCAUUUGCGGCUUGCCUGGAACGAAAGCAAAAGCGGGAGAAAGAGUGCGGAGUCACUGCAUCCUUUGAUGCCAGUCGUACCAGUUUUGCCCGUGAAGGUUCCUUCCGUGUUACCUCAUCAUCUGGCCAAAGCGACCGAGAAGAGACAAUGCGGCAGGUUCAGGAAAAAAAGAAAGCUAUCACAAGUGAAGGAAAUCAGAGCCAGUCAUCAAACGCAUCUUCCCUGACGGCCUCCCCCAGUACCGGAUUACCAGCCCAGUUAGAAAACUCUUCUCCCCUGCAAGGGGCAACGGUCCCAUCUGAGAAGGCAGAGAUGGGCAGUCAGCAUGCCAUCCCACGUCGUCACGCCCCCAUAGAACAGCUUGUAAGACAAGGAUCUUUCCGUGGUUUCCCUGCUCUUAGCCAGAAGAAUUCACCCUUCAAACGUCAGCUGUCGCUGAGGCUUAACGAGCUCCCAUCCACACUGCAACGCAAAACAAAUUUCCAGGACAAAGGUCAAGUCCCGGAAAUGGAUCCCACAGGACCGCCUGAGCCAGAUGGAAUUACUGACCUGUGCAACCAGAUUAAUAGCUCCUUCAACAACAAACCUUCGGAAGACCACUAUGUGAAUGGGAAUGGGAUGCGGACCCCACCUUACGUGGCUUGUCUCCCUCCUCCUCGACAGACAGCACAAAGCAUGCCAGUGUGGCCAGAUCAAGCAGUGACCACCAACUCAACUCCUACUAAUGUCCAAAUGGGUCACCGUCGUACACCAUCUGAAGCAGAACGCUGGCUUGAGGAAGUAGCUAAGGCAGCCAAAGCCCAACAGCAGCAACAACAUCAAGAGCCCUUGUCGCAGCCUAUGGUGGCUGUACCAAUGGCAAUACCACCUGCAAUACAGGCCUAUCCUGUUUCAUUUGAUGCAUCUCCUGCCCCCAUCAGUAUGUUUAUUGCCCCUCAUAUGCAGGCUGCCUAUGUUCCAGUGGGUGGAUAUGCCCCACCCAUGGCCAACAGCAUACCAUACCCUACACCAAGUGUUCCAGUGGUAGGCAUUACCCCUUCCCAGAUGGUGGCCAAUGUUUUCUGCUCUGCUACCCAAGUACCAUCAUCCAACCUGGCAAGCAAAACUAACCCAUUCCCUCCGAGCAUAAUGCACUCUUCAGCCACAAGUGUCCACAACCCUGCUCCAACCCAGCCUCACCAGUCUGGACCAAAGUUAAACAACGCUGCCAACGGUACUUGGCCCCCGGAUCCUAGCCAGCUAAGACUGGCCUCCACCGCACAAGAAGUGGACCAGUUUGAAGCUCAGUGGGCAGCAUUGGAGUCCAAGUCUCAGCAACGUCUGGCCAACCCUUUCUCCAAUGAACUGCAGAAGACUUUCCAGAUCGAAUUGUAGCGAAUGUAACGUGCCCUAUGCUUCACUCAAACUUUGUUCAGGAACAACCACCAGUAAUCAACCAGUAGUAUCCCAUAUAGAGCCAUGCGACAGAACCUAGAAGGUUCCAGAUCCCGAACGGGUGGGUGGGUAUAACUGGAGAUCAUGUGACCCCAAUGACGACAUCUGUACUGAUGGAUACCAACAAUAGGGUUGUAUGCUAAUCUAAUAAUAGCCGCAUUUCUCUAUAAUAGGGCGCUGAGGAUUGUUUGGUCGGAUUCAGGAAGUGAAUUACGAUUCCAGAAAGCUGUUUUUGGUGGGAACAAUUUACAAAUGGGACAUGGAUUGAGCAGAUAAGAGAAAGUCAUAAUAGGUUGUCUUUGCAAGAGGGUUUGGUAGGUAAAGCGGAGGCUCGAGGUAUGUGAUGUGAAAGUCUGUGAAGGAUGUAAUAAAGAAGGUGCAGAUGUCUCAUUUAUUCAUGCAAUAUUUGGCACCACAUUAGACCUACCCCUUGUUACUUUGCAUUAGUUUGUCCAUGUGGUGCUAUUUUGGCUAUUCAUCCAGGGUAUGAGCAUUUGUUUUAUUUAUUUGUAUAUAUAGUGGGUUUCUUUUAAAUUAUACCUCUUGCAACAACCAUGCCUCUGCUCACUACUGCCACAUGGUGGUAGAAGAGAAGUUUAGCAUUGCAUCUCAUUUUUUUCUGUGCCAAGUUGUGUUACAUCUCAAGGUUACUCUACAAUUGCCAUUGGACAAAGCUCAUGGCAAAAAAAAGGGUUAUGCUUAUUUAAAUCAGAGGGGUGACCAUUUACUAUUUUGUAGUUUUAUGUUUUUACCAUUGUAACUUAAAUGCCAAAUGUAUUUCAUAUUUAAUAUAUAUAUAUAUUUUCUUAAUUUUGUUUUUGUUAACUUUACGAAAUGUAAAUUGACCAAAUAAGGGUAUUCCCUGGAGAAUUCAGUCAGUGGCCCAUUGAUAGGAGAAAAGGGUCUUUUACAAGAAAUAGCAGAGGUUCAGUAUGUGUCUUGGUGCAGGUGAGUUGAU